Messenger RNA from Hydra vulgaris (swiftwater hydra), 1624 nucleotides. RefSeq lists its product as uncharacterized. Lineage: Eukaryota; Metazoa; Cnidaria; Hydrozoa; Anthoathecata; Hydridae. The record is from RefSeq and is a predicted model, not a curated record.
AGACCCAUUCAUUGGACUUACGGAAUUUUAAUUAAAAUUCCUUUAAUCAAGAAAAUUUUAAAAUUUAAAAUUUAAAAUUUUUGUUAAUGUUACCGUUCUUUUUAACAUUCUAACCUCUGUGUAAUUUCGAAAAAAGAAGGAAUGAUGGUUUCUCUAAAAAUGUUAAUAUGGUUUUGGAAAAUUUUUUAUAUAUUUUGUGGGUCAGAUUUUCACAGUAACAAAAUUAUUUCUAAAAUUACUUUUGGCAGUUGCAAUAAACACGAUCACGAUCAACCAUUGUGGAAAAAAGUAAGAGAACAAACUCCAGAUUUAUGGAUAUGGUUAGGAGAUGCUGUUUAUGCUGAUACACGAAUAUUACCUUUUUUAUGGGUUCAUUCAUCCCUGGAAUCAAUGAAAGAAAAGUUUAAUUUGCAAAAAGAAAAUCCUAAUUAUAAAUUACUGUCAGAUGAUGGUAUUCCUAUUAUCGGUACAUGGGAUGAUCAUGAUUAUGGUUUAGAUGGUGUUGGCAAGGCAUUUAAGUAUCGUUUCCAAUCACAGAAUUUGUUCCUGGAUUUUCUCGACGUGCCUAUAAACAGUGCUCUUAGAACAAGAAAAGGGUUGUACUCAUCACAUACAUAUGGGACUGGUGAUCAAAUAGUAAAGGUAAUUUUACUGGAUGUAAGAAGUCAUCACACUAAAGGUUGGGAUUGUGAAGUGUUAGGGGAAGAACAAUGGGUCUGGCUUGAAAACCAGUUAAAUGACAACACUUCAAGAGUUAUUUUUAUAGGGUCAGGAAAGCAGGUACUCUCUGAUAUACCCUUUAUUGAUAAAUGGAUGAGUUGUCAAUCAGAUUUGGACAGAUUAAUUUGGUUGGUUCAAAAACGAUCACAGGUUUUAUUUUUAAGCGGUGAUGUUCACUUUUCAGAAGUAAACUGUUACAAUGCAACUAGUACAGGCUAUCCAUUAUAUGAGGUGACAUCAAGUGGAAUGACUCAUUCUUGUUCUGCUUCUUUAUUACCUACUGGUGUGUGUGAUUGGACUUUAAAGAAUGUUGUUGCGUCUCGUUAUCGAGUUUCAAAUGUUGUUACUGAUAAAAGUUUUGGAAUGAUACAAAUAGAUUGGAGCUCGUCGCCUGUGAAGUUUACUUUCACGUUAAUUGGGGAAAAUGGGGUAAUCUCUCAAAUGCUAUUAUCUUCGGAUGACCUCAUACGGCGUCGUCAUCCUACUGCCUGUCCAGCUGCUCUAGAACAGCCAAAUUAUUAUUGGAAGCGUGUGUUUUGGAUAACAGUAGUGUUAAUUGGGGUUUCAACUCUUUUAACUUUCUUAAGGGUUCUAUUUUUGCUUUGUCGUUGGAUUAUUCUUCGUUUAUUAAAAGAUCUCGAUAUGAAAAUUAAAAGACGAAUUAAAAAAAUUCGCUUGCUACUUCCGAGCUCUGCAUCCUGGAAAAGAAACAAAGUUCACGUAGAAUAAUAUUUUAUAGUAUAUAUUAUAUAGUUUUAAUAUUUUUUAGAGGUACUUAUAUUUUUGUAGAUUUUAGAAUAUUUUUUAUUAAUAAAAUUGCUAUAUUUUAAAUUGUGAAGAUAAAUUGAUUGACUUAAAACAAAGUCUUUGUCGGAAAUAUAUUUGUGUGUGUGCAGCCCGUUGA